Messenger RNA from Phlebotomus papatasi, 969 nucleotides. Its product is annotated as elongation of very long chain fatty acids protein 7-like. Gene Ontology annotation, biological process: very long-chain fatty acid biosynthetic process; fatty acid elongation, polyunsaturated fatty acid; sphingolipid biosynthetic process. NCBI's taxonomy places the organism in Eukaryota, Metazoa, Arthropoda, Insecta, Diptera, Psychodidae. Bases 89 to 949 code for a protein of 286 amino acids. Gene Ontology annotation, cellular component: endoplasmic reticulum membrane. The record is from RefSeq and is a predicted model, not a curated record. Gene Ontology annotation, molecular function: fatty acid elongase activity. The transcript is spliced from 3 exons.
AGUGGUGAACAAAGUAUAGGUACACUCUAUCGAUCACGCUUGUUAGCCCAGUCAAUUGUGGUCCCUUAGUGAAAAUUGUUCAGUGAUAAUGGCUUACGUGUUGAGAAAAAUUGUUGAGCUCUACAUAUAUUUCAAUGAAGAAGUCAGCGAUCCAAGGGUCUAUCCCUGGCCCAUGAUGAAGAAUCCCUUCACCACGAUCGGUGUUCUUCUACUGUACCUUCAGUUGGUGCUGAAGUGGGGACCACGCUUCAUGGAGAAGCGACAACCAUUCAAUCUUAGAUACAUUAUGAUAGCAUAUAAUGCUGCCCAAAUAGUGCUAUGCUUUAACUUACUCCUGGAUAGUCUCCGGCUGUGUUACUUCCAGGGAUAUAGUUUGCUCUGUGAGCCAGUAGAUUACUCAACAUCUGAUAGAGCUAUUGCUAUUGCUAAGGGAUUUUACACAUACUAUCUACUCAAGAAUUUGGAUCUCUUCGACACUAUCUUCUUUGUGCUGCGUAAGAAGCAAAAUCAAGUGACCUUCUUGCAUGUCUAUCACCACACGGGAAUGCAACUAUUGGCCUGGCACUCAGUCAAGUAUCUUCCGGGUGGACAUGGUGCUUUCAUGGGCAGUAUCAAUUGCCUUGUUCACAUCAUUAUGUAUUUCUACUACCUACUCACAGCGAUCAGUCCACGAUAUAAAGGCAGUGUAUGGUGGAAGAAGUAUUUGACCCAGCUCCAAAUCAUCCAAUUCUUUGCCAUCCUCGUUCACUGGCUCGUACUCAUUCCCAGCGACUGUGGCUACCCACGAUUUCCCAUAAUCAUCAUGGUGCCACAGAAUCUCUUCAUGUUCUGCCUCUUUGCUGACUUCUACUACCGCGAGUACAUUCGAAAGAAGCCCUCACCACCAGCGAAGCAGAAGCCCCUGAGGAUUGCAAAACAGUCUGACCUAAUGAAAGAAAAGGAAAUAUAAAACAUUAGAAUUUAUUCCAA